AUGUACAAUAAAGAAUUGAAUUGUUUUAUCAGGUACUGUGUCCAGUUCCAAGUUUCCAAGGUAUCCAAGGCUUGCCACACCGACUCCGAUUACAAAGCUCUGAGAGAAGGCAACACGGUCUGCGUACUCUGCGAAACGGCUGCCUUACGCCGGGAUCUGAACUGGCGAUGCGACGGCCACGGCGUGGCUGGCCAUACGACACGCUUCUUCGCGAUGGUGGCGCCACUCUGCCACGGCAAAUGGGUCCGGUCUGAGACCACCCCGGACAAACAUAGCGAGUGCUGCACAAAACCCGACUUCAUUUUCAUUUAAAUGUAAUUUAUUUGAAAUACGUUUUUA
Messenger RNA from Ostrinia furnacalis (Asian corn borer), 339 nucleotides. RefSeq lists its product as uncharacterized. The record is from RefSeq and is a predicted model, not a curated record. The coding region runs from base 1 to 312 and encodes 103 amino acids. Lineage: Eukaryota; Metazoa; Arthropoda; Insecta; Lepidoptera; Crambidae. The transcript is spliced from 2 exons.